This is a messenger RNA of Lottia gigantea (owl limpet), 468 nucleotides long. RefSeq lists its product as hypothetical. The transcript has 5 exons. The record is from RefSeq and is a predicted model, not a curated record. NCBI's taxonomy places the organism in Eukaryota, Metazoa, Mollusca, Gastropoda, Lottiidae. Bases 1 to 468 code for a protein of 155 amino acids.
AUGGCGCGGUUAUCUUUCAGUUGUAUCUUUCAAUCCGGAAUACAAAAUUUCAUACGGCCUGGAUGGUGUCCUGGGAUACGAUCUUUACAUGGUCAUCAAGAAACUUGGAAAUGUAUUGAGAAUACAGAAGAGAGGAUGAGAGAAAUAUUGAAUGGUUUAUAUAGAUUGGUACAAGAUGACGAUACAGGUUCAUUCUAUGAUGUUCAUUUAAUUACCAAUGAUUUUAUACGUAUUUUGGUGUUUACUUGGGCAGAAUGGUUAGAUGUAAUAGAAAUUAAAUUACACCCAGAAAUCACCUAUGUAAAAUCAUUUUCAACGGGGCUGUUUCCUCUCAGUAUACCAUUCGCCUGCCUUUUAAAUGUGAUAUUUUUCUGGGUGCCAUUCUUAGAUAAAGGAUUAAAUAAAGAAAGAAUUGAAAAACUGCGCCACAGAAUGGCACUUCAGUUAGAAGUUGGUGGUAUUAACUGA